Molecule: messenger RNA, 1671 nt
Organism: Ascoidea rubescens DSM 1968
Lineage: Eukaryota; Fungi; Ascomycota; Saccharomycetes; Ascoideales; Ascoideaceae
Exons: 2
Coding region: 1-1671 (556 amino acids)
Biological process (GO): transmembrane transport
Cellular component (GO): fungal-type vacuole membrane
Molecular function (GO): transmembrane transporter activity
Source: RefSeq, a predicted model, not a curated record
AUGACUGUAAUACCCAACAACAGUUUGUUUGCAAACUUCAAAAUCGAAGUAAAGUAUCUCCAAUUAUUUUGUGCGCUAUUGUGGUGCUUGUUUGCUGCUGGUCCAGUAUUUGGCUUUGCUGCUUUAAAACCAAUAUUGAUAGCUCAAGGGGUUUAUGAGAAUAGAUGCUCAGUGAAUAUUCUUCCUCAUGAUAAUUUUGCAUUUUCAGACUUUACAGCUGGUGACAAAAAUAAUAAUGAUAACAAUGGUAACAAUAAUGAUAGUUCCACUACUCUAUGCAAUGAGCAAGAUCUAGCUUUAAAUUUCAUGUUUACAUUAGCCGCAGUUUUAACAAAUACCAUUAGUCUAAUUGUUGGCAUUAUUCUUGAUAAAUUUGGUUCAAGAAUAUCCGGUGUCAUUGGUUCGAUAUUAAUCUCUUUGGGCUCAUUAAUCUUCAUUUAUAAUAGCUCGACUUUUUUUCAAAACUUGUAUUUUUUUGAUCCGUUUUUAAUUGGGUAUUCAUUGUUAGCUCUUGGUGGCCCUUUUGUAUUUAUAAGUUCAUACCAGCUAGCCAAUUUAUUUCCAAACAAUUCAGGAACUGUUUUGGCUUUUUUAACCGGUGCUUUUGAUUCAUCCUCUGCUUUAUUUUUAGUUUACAGUCUAGUUUACUUUGACAAAUUGAAAUUUUUGUCAUAUUUAAACAUCAAUUUUGCUAAUUUGUCUCUAAGUUCCUUUUUCAAAUGUUACUUAAUUGUUCCCUUUUUCAUAAUAAUUUGUCAAUUAUUUAUAAUGCCAAAAGAGAAAAAAAAGACUGAUUAUAUUUCAAAUAAUAUAAGCAACAUAAAUGCCUUGGUUGAUUCAGAUUCAAACAAUCUUCGGAAUCAAAUACAUAUCCAUAACCACGAUGACUAUGCUAUACAUGAUGAUGAACAUACAAUCAGUAGUUUUUGCAAUAACCUGCAUCCAGAUUUAAACUUCAGUCAAACCAAUCUUCCAAAAAAGGAAAAAGAAAAGGAUAUUUUAAUUGGAAUAUGCUACAAUUAUUCAUUAAAGAGACAAUUGUCCUCAAAGUUUUUCAUACUAAUGUGUCUUUUUACAUCAAUUCAAAUGUUAAGAAUUAAUUAUUUUAUUGCGACAAUAAAAACUCAGGAGACAUAUUUACUAGACUCAAUCGAAAAGGCUAUCCAAGUAAACAAGAUUUUCGAUUUGGCAUUGCCAAUUGGUGGCUUAUUAUCAAUUCCCUUUAUUGGGCUAAUUUUAGACAAUUUUCAAUGUUUAAAUAUAAUUAAAAUCUUAUUAGUCAUUAGCAUAGUAAUUGGUUUGUUAGGCAUGACAACAAGUAUGGUUUUGAAUAUUUUCGGCGUUUGGCUAUUGGUUAUCUAUAGGCCAUUUUAUUACACAACUGUAUCCGAUUACUGUUUGAAGAUUUUUGGUAAUGAUAAUUUCGGAAUGGUGUAUGGGUCGAUUAUCUUCAUUUCAGGCUUGUUCAACCUCAACCAGUACUUCCUCGACAAUCUAACUCAUAACUUUUUCCAAAUGAAUCCAAUUCCUGUGAAUCUUAUGUUGGUUGUCAUUACCUUUGUGCUUGGAUGGUGGCUACUCCAAUUUGUCAUCGUAAAUCUCUACAAAAUCAAGAAAAGAGAUCUUGUGGAAGAAGCUGAACAGGCUCCAACUUUUGAAAUCCCAUACUGA